Lolium perenne is the source of this 6678-nucleotide messenger RNA. Its product is annotated as putative leucine-rich repeat receptor-like protein kinase At2g19210. Gene Ontology annotation, biological process: protein phosphorylation. Lineage: Eukaryota; Viridiplantae; Streptophyta; Magnoliopsida; Poales; Poaceae. Gene Ontology annotation, molecular function: ATP binding; protein kinase activity; protein binding. The record is from RefSeq and is a predicted model, not a curated record.
GGCCCGGGCUACCAAACACACCCUGCCUGUAUCCACCUCACGUCGCCCGUGGCAAUGGGGAUCGUGACAUUCGGUAUCUAGAGCAAGGUUUCUUCUUCAAAAAUCCCCCACAAAAAUUCCAACAGAUGUUUUCCCCCAUUUGAUCUGGUUGUGCUGAAGCGAUUGGAGGUGUGGCGAGGACAACGACGGAUGCGAACUUGAGCGCCAUCAACGAGAGCUUGGUGCAGCUCAGCGUGACGCUGAGUUGUAUAGCCGCCAGGCAAGACCAGAUGUUGAUCAAUAUGAAGAUGACGACGGUGCCCGCGCCCAUCACAACAACCACGCCAGUAUUCGUGCUGGGUCGACUACUGGAGCAGCAGACAAGCAAGCCUUCGUCAACAUCGCCCAUCUCGGAUGUUCAGGUCGUGGGUGCUGGUACUCUGCACGCGGAUGCUGUCUUCAGUUCUGCCUGGCCACCAGGUGUUCGACAAAAGGUCCUGUCCACGACACCAACAACGGCCAUGCCGAACUCGUGUUCCCAGCCAGUGCCACUACAUAUCUCCCUGCUAGGACAUCGCCGGAUGCCGGGAGCGACAUACAACAAGGUGUGGGUGGGGCUGGCAUGGCCACGCCUGCAGGCUGUUUGACGAAUUUUCGCUCAUGGCUGCCAGAUGUCCCCGGUGAAUGUAUACACAACGCCGACACCAGCAGGACUCAAGGUUCUCCUUGUCAAGUGGAGGAGUAUUCCGCAGAUCAGUGUCCAGUACUUACGCUGAUUUCCUUCCCUUGUUUUAAUGGUGAAAACCCACGGCUCUGAAGAUCUAAGUGCCUCGAGUAUUCAAGAUCUUCAAUAUAAAUGAGUGCAUUUGGGUUAUUGCUGCUUCCCUUUACAUGGAGGGUGCGGCUGCUGAAUGGCAGAAGGCGUACGCGUUGAGUCAGCAUGUUGGUUGCUGGCCCCAGUUCAUCAGCGUUGUGGAAUCAUAAUCUGAUAUUGGGGAUUUUACUCAGAUGUUGGGCAGACAUGUGGUAAAGUUAUCCAGUCCAUCUUCGUCCCCAAUGACAGUCGUUCCAGGUUUACACGAUGUUGUUGUCGAUGUGUUGCCGCCAGAGACACUAGUGGUUGGGGCAGCUCAUUCGGUGCAUGAAGAAAUGCUAGUUGUUUCCGAAGACAAGAGGAACAUGGAUGGUGCUGUCCGUCAGACUUAGGAUGAGAUUUGUGAUGAUGUGAUCACUCAUGUAGGUAGUGUGUCUCUGUUUUGGGAACUUGGUUUGGCUUUUGCAGAGGAUUUGUGCUGAAAGGAUUUCCAGUAACAUGGCAUUGGACGAGGAGCUUGCUGACACCGUGCUUACUCAUGUCGGUGGUUGUUCAUUGUUCAUAGAACAUGAUAUGACUACACAGUACACACCAGCAGUUUUAAGGAAAUAGUGGUAUAAACAAAAAAAUUGAUCCAGGAUUUUGUGUCAGUAAGCUGUUGUCAUUCACAGGGUGCACACAAGGUGCAACAUCAAUGUGCAACUCUUAUCCAUGCAUCUUAAGUCAUAUGGCCAAGGAGAUGAAAGCUGCAGUAUGCACAUUCAAAAGGUUAACUCAGUUUACUCGCAAGUCAUCACCUCAACUAGUGCGCACAGUGCAAGCUACUUAUUUCAUUGAUGUGGAACACCCCUUGGUAAUCUGGUUAAGUAGGACUUGGGAUCCUAGAGGUUCAAGGUUCGCAUGUUGGGUACUGGAUAACAAACUGUUGUUGCAAAUAUUGCUGUUUCUUUCAUGAACCUGCUACAGUACUUCAUUUAUGUGCCUGGGAAGAUGGGAAGUCAACAGUUCUUGCAAUUGAGCUCUAUGUUCAGUGGGACCCAAGAAUUAUAGAGAAUGUUCUUAUGGAUGCAAUUUUUGUUCAACUGGAUCAGAAAUCGGUUGAUCUGCUUGUUCUUUACAUUCAAGUGAUCUAAGAAUUAUGCAACUACACCAUUGUCCUAACGUACAUGCAAUGGGAUCCUCCUGAUUGGUUUUCACUGCAACCUUUUACAAGGAACCUUCAGUAUAUGUUGGGAUUGCGUGAUCUAUGGCGUUGGCAUGAUAACAAGCAUGAAAUGAAUGAGAGAAGGAACCUUGGGGGUACAAUUUUGGAUGAAUGGUCUGAACUGAUAAAGCUUACACACUUGCUACAAGAAAAUGGUAAUCAGUGUAGUCACAUAUUUGGGAAUGCAAUGUUGGGGCUGAUUACAAACUUUGAUGUGCUGCUGGACUGUACAAGUGUAUGGCCAACAGAAGUGGAGAGGGACAUGUUGCCUUUGCGUUGCACCUCUGUAAGUCCCAAGACUUAUUGUAUGGUCAAAUUUUUCAUUAGAGCAAACUGAAGAAAAAAAGGCAUCAUGUAAAUGCAUUGUACUUCAGCCAACAGUCCAAGUUGCAUAGAACCAAGUCUAUCUUCCUUAAUUAUGUGGUCGAGCAGGUAUGUACAAUUGUCGUGUGACCAAGGUGAUGCACACAGGACUCUCAGUUCAAGACUAGUCCAGUCCACAGUAUGUGUUGCUCUGCCGAGACUGUGGGAUCCAGGCAUUGUCAUAGUCCAUAUAUAGGGGCAGGUAUGUACAAUUCAAGUUGCAUACAACCAAGUCUAUCUUCCUUAAUUAUGUGGUCGAGCAGGUAUGUACAAUUGCCGUGUGACCCAGGUGAUGUGCACAGGACUCUCAGUUCAAGACUAGUCCAGUCCAUAGUAUGUGUUGCUCUGCCGAGACUGUGGGAUCGAGGCAUUGUCACAGUGUCCAUAGGGGCACGUUCUUGUUUGUGUCCAGGCUAGACUGUUUCAGGGCAGAAUAUGGAGUGUCUCCCUUUGGUAUCCUCCCUGUCCUCGUCUCCUUCAGGUCCGGCAGCUACCACAAGCUGCCUGUAUCCACCUCACUUCCCGGUGAUCGCAGUAGCAAUGGGGAUCGUGACACAUAUGCCCGCAAUGCAGCCAUACGCCCAUACACGUUGUGAUCUGCAACCUUCUUCUUGUGCUCCCAUGUUCAACAGGGAAACAUUCCACACUGCCACCGGGAUGAUAUGCAUGUUAUGUGCACUCUUAGCUGCAGAUAAAAAAGCACUAGUGAUUCGAUGCUGUCCAGUCGUAGAUCAGUGCGUGCAGUUUACUCAAGCAAUCAAAGUUGAUGCAACUUGUUUCGUACAAUAAGAGUUGAUGCAAUUGCAACUUGCACAUUCUAGCAAGCUGCAGGAUUAACGUGCAUGGCUGCACUGUCUACAAGCAUAAGAAUAUAAGAUACUCGCUCAGGGGAAAUAUUCAGUCACAGCGGGAGCUUGCCCACAGGGCUGCGCCCCGGUACCAAUAAUCACAGGCUAAACAAGCUGGCCGUUGGAUAAUCUUGCACGAAAAGUCAGAAGUCCGCGGUCAACAAGCCGGGGAUUGCGCUCAGCGAGGCGGUUGACUUACUCUGCAUGCGACUUUUGUAAGUUCGAGGCUAUAAUAUCAAUCCUUUUUCCGCAAAAAAAAAAAAAAACCGAUCGCCCAUGUGAUGUGCUGCUCGUCUCUGCCCAACUGGGAUAUAUGUGAGCCACCAGAGUUAGAGUGUAACUAGUUGCUGGAACAUAAGCGAUGGGAAAACAAUGGCUGAGUUCAUCAAUGGUGGCGCCCUGUCUGUUGUUGCUUCUUUUCGGUAUCGUCGGGGGCGGUGGUGUUCUUCGAGUCCAUGGCCAGGCCGAUAACUUAGGUUUCUUAAGCAUCGACUGCGGGCUGCCGGAGAGCGCCGCCGGGUACGUGGACAACGUCACCAAGCUGAGCUUCGUGUCGGACGCCGGCUUCAUCGACGCCGGCACCAACUACAACAUGUCGACCGAGUACAUUACGCCGUCGAUGGGCAAGAGCUUCCACAACGUGCGCAGCUUCGGUGGCGGUGCCAGCGCCCGGAACUGCUACACACUCCGGAACCUCGUGUCCGGGCUCAAGUACCUCAUCCGGGCCAAGUUCAUGUACGGCAACUAUGACGGCCUGAACAGAGUGCCAGUGUUCGACCUCCACCUGGGCGUCAACUACUGGACGACGGUGAACAUCACCGACGCCGACACGCCAGUGAUCGUGGAGGUGAUCGCCGUCGUCCCCGGCGGCUCGGCUCAGGUGUGCCUUGUCAGCACCGGCUCCGGCACGCCCUUCAUCUCCAGCCUCGACCUCAGGCCGCUCAAGAACUUGCUCUACCCGAUGGCCAACGCCACGCAGGGUCUCGUCCUCCUCGCCAGGGCCAACUUUGGCCCAAGCGACGGAAAACUCAUCAGGUUCCCCGACGACCCGCACGACCGUAUAUGGUUCCCGAUGAGCAAGCCAACGGAGUGGUCGGAGAUCACGACGCCGUUGAAGGUGCAGAACAUCGACAACGACAACUUCGAGGCGCCGACGGCGGUGAUGCAGACGGCCAUCACGCCCAUCAACGCGUCGAGCCCCAUCGAGUUCUUCUGGGACGCCGAGCCCAGCGCCAACGACCCGGCGCCCGGGUACAUCUGCAUCCUGCACCUCUCCGAGCUGCAGCUGCUCCCGACCGGCGCCGCGCGGCAGUUCUUCGUCACCAUCAAUGGCCUGCUCUGGUACCCACGCGGCUUCUCGCCGCAGUACCUCUACUCCAACGCCGUCUUCAACAGCAACGCGAACUACGGCUUCCACCAGUACAACGUCUCGCUCAACGCGACUCCCAACUCCACGCUCCCGCCCAUCCUCAACGGCCUCGAGAUCUUCUCCGUCGUGCCCACCACCGGCGUACCCACCGCCGCCCAGGACGUGUCUGCAAUCACGGCCAUCAGAGGCAAGUACCAGCUGAAGAAGAACUGGAUGGGAGAUCCGUGCGUGCCCAAGAUUUUCGCGUGGAACGGACUGGGUUGCAGCUACGCGGUAUCCAUCCCACCAAGUGUCACAGGCUUGAAUCUAUCUGCGAGUGGUCUCAGUGGCAACUUGUCGUCUUCUUUUGCCAGUCUCAGAGGUUUACAGUACCUGGAUUUGUCACGCAAUAAUCUGACGGGCACAAUUCCUGACAGCUUUUCACAGCUGUCAUCGCUCACACUUCUAGAUUUGACAGGCAAUCAGAUCAGUGGAUCAAUUCCUUCUGGCCUUCUGAAAAGAAUGCAAGAUGGCUCUCUAACACUCAGAUAUGGUAGCAAUCCAAACCUCUGCACCAACGGCGACUCAUGUCAGCCUCCGAAAAAGAAGAAAAGCUCUAAGGUUGCCGUGUAUGUUGCCGUUCCGAUUGUCGUACUGUUGGUGAUUGUGCUUCUGUCAGUACUACUCCUUUGCAUGCUAAGAAGAAGACAAGGAACAACAUCAAGAAACAGCGUCAGGCCGCCAAACAAGGCGAGCAUCGCGUCGUAUCACUCUCACUCUCGGGUCAGCAAUGAACACAGCUCGUUGCGUCUUGACAAUCGCCGGUUUACGUAUGCUGAUCUGGAAGCUGUGACGGAUGGCUUCCGGCGUGAGAUUGGCAAAGGAGGGUUUGGGAGAGUCUACCUUGGCACCUUGGAGGAUAACACCCAGGUGGCUGUCAAAUUGCGGUCUGAAAAUUCAGAUCAGGGUGAACAAGAAUUCCUAGCAGAGGCUCAAACCUUGGCUAAGAUUCAUCACAAGAAUCUUGUGUCAUUGAUUGGAUAUUGCAAGGACAGGGAGUACAUGGCUCUUGUAUACGAGUACAUGUCUGAAGGAGCCCUACAUGGACAUAUUAGAGGGAGAGGGAACAACUCUAGAUGUUUAACCUGGAGGCAGAGACUUCGUAUCGCACUGGAAUCCGCACAAGGGCUUGAGUAUCUGCACAAAGGAUGCAACCCACCUCUCAUCCACAGAGAUGUGAAGCCCGCAAACAUCCUGCUGAAUGCAAACUUGGAGGCUAAAAUAGCCGAUUUUGGCUUACUCAAGGCUUUCAAUAGUGGCAGUGAUACUCAUGUGUCCACGGAUAGACUGGUCGGCACAACCGGUUAUACUGCACCAGAGUACCUAUUAACAUAUCAGCUCACCAUCAAAAGUGACGUGUUUAGCUUCGGCGUAGUGCUGUUGGAGAUAAUCACAGGGAAACCACACAUCCUGAAUGACCCAGAGCGGACGAGCAUUGCCCAGUGGGUGCAACGAUGUCUCGCCCGUGGCAACAUUGAGAGCGUGGUGGACAUCCGCAUGAGUGGCGACUAUGAUGUUAACGGCGUGUGGAAAGCCGCCGACACAGCGCUUAAAUGCACCGCGCAGUUGCCGGAGCAUCGUCCCACGAUGACUGACGUUGUGGCACAGCUGCAGGAGUGCCUUGAUCUUGAGGCUGCCCGAUGUGACGCGAAUGGCGGGUUUUACUCCGCAGGGAGCGGUGGAAACCCGAGCGGAUAUAGUGGCUACGGCACUGAUAUUUCCACUGACGUGAGCCAGAGCAGCACUGGAUUUGAGAUGGAGCGUUUGGGUAGGGUGCCAACACUGCCUACUGGUCCAGAUGUGAGGUGAGGAAGAGGACUUGGACAAUCGAUUUUCCCUAAGCCUCUGGUCUACAGGUUUCCUUUGAUCUUCAGGGAUUCGACAAAGUUUUUUGUUGAUGUUGUCAUUAAAAGAAGUGCAAAUGUACAAAGUGAAGCAGAUGUUCAAACAAUUAAGGUCCACCGAUGGCAUUUUUAUAGGCGUUGUGAGUAAGACUGAAAUAACAACUCGUAGGAGUAAGAUCCUUAAUUUUAUGAUAUACGUUCUCAAUCUUUUUGAACAA